AUGAAAUUUAACUUACCAUACCCGAAACCGGAGGCCAUGGUUGCUCCAGAGCCAACAGGGGCCAGCGCCUUGACCAUUGCGCCGGCCCCUGUUGCUUCCACCUCUGCUGACAAUGCCACGGAGCCGGUCAACAAGAAUGACGCCUUCGACGAGAUCAAGAACAAGUUCCUGAAUGAAAUCGACAAGAUCCCACUGCCAUCCUGGGCCAUCAUUGCUAUUGCUGUGGUAGCUGCUUUACUCAUUCUCACGUGCUGCUUCUGCAUCAUCAAGAAAUGCUGCUGCAAAAAGAAGAAGAACAAGAAGGGCAAGAAAGGAAAGGGUGACAUGGGGAUGAAGAACAUGAAAGGAGGAGAGAAACAACAGGAUGAGGACGAUGACGAAGAUGACGCUGAGACCGGGCUGACCGGGGAUGAGAAGGAGGAAGAGGUGAAGGAGAAGGAGAAACUCGGGAAGCUCCAGUACUCCAUCGACUACGACUUCCAGGAAAACAAGCUGACCGUGGGCAUCCUCCAAGCAGCGGAUCUCCUCUCCAUGGACAGUGGUGGCACGUCCGACCCCUAUGUCAAGGUCUUCGUCCUCCCUGACAAGAAGAAGAAAUUCGACACAAAGGUCCACAAGAAAACCCUCAAUCCUGUUUUCAACGAGACCUUCAUCUUCAAAAUUCCUUUCCAAGAGAUGGGUGGGAAGACGCUGGUCAUGUCAGUAUAUGACUUUGAUCGCUUCUCAAAACAUGACAUCAUCGGGGAGAUUAAAUUCCCAAUGAACACCCUUGAUCUGGCAAAGCCAAUCGAGGAAUGGCGGGACCUGGACAGUGCGGAUCAAGAGGAGCCAGAGAAGCUGGGAGACAUUUGCAUCUCUCUACGCUAUGUGCCCACUGCUGGCAAACUCACCAUCUGUAUUCUGGAAGCUAAGAACCUGAAGAAAAUGGAUGUGGGUGGACUGUCAGAUCCAUAUGUGAAAAUUAACCUGCUGCAGAAUGGCAAGAGGCUGAAGAAGAAGAAGACAACAGUGAAGAAGAACACUUUGAAUCCUUACUACAAUGAGUCCUUCAGCUUUGAAAUCCCUCUUGAGCAAAUGCAGAAAAUCCAAGCAGUUAUCACAGUGCUGGAUUACGACAAAAUCGGCAAGAACGAUGCCAUUGGGAAGAUCUGGGUGGGGAGCAAGUCCACGGGGGCCGGGCUGAAGCAUUGGUCUGACAUGCUGGCAAACCCCCGUCGCCCCAUCGCCCAGUGGCAUCCACUGCAGCCAGAGGAGGAGGUAGACGCCGCCCUCGCAGCCCUGACUGCCAAAAAGUAAACUGCCACCGGUACAAGUCAUUUCCCUUUACCUUUCCACGCAUUUUCUGUCAUCACCCCAGGCCCCUCACGUCAUGUUAAUACUUAAAAAGAAAACGCCAACAGAUCUAUCAACUCUAUUCCCUCCUUGUUUCACCUCCCCCCCACCGCCAUGCAAAAGAUACAUUGAUAACACGUGACAUGAUGGGAGAGAAAAAAAGUGUUUAAAUAGGCCUCAUGUUGUACUCAAUCAAGUCAUUGAAUAAUAGAAGACAAGUCACAGGAUGGACAGAUACUCCGUUGAUUUCCUUUAAGAUAUAUUUUUGUAUUGGUGUUGCGGUUACAUUGUUCAGAAUAUACAGAGUAGACUAUGAGGAAUGGAAGUACGAUGUGGGCGUCUGGUGAUAGAAGGGAUGAAACAUACGUUCACUCACAUUGUUCUUCUCACUCCAACCCUUUAGUGAUACUGUUUGCUUAGAGUAACGCUUAAUAAUAUAAUGCUUUAUACUGCCAUAUGAUAGAGAAAUAACACAAGCAGGUCCAUUCCUUUGGGUGCACCAUUGUGUGCACCCCGUUUCACACCUGCCAAUUUGUCAUUCUAGAUGAUCCUGUUAGUUUGAAGUACAUUCCUAUAGAGUUGGGUGACACAUAGAGAUACUAGGCACAGCUCCUGUCACCCACAAACACACUGCCUCUUUUCAUUAGUUAAUCUGCCAUCCAUAUUCUCAGGAAAACUGAGAGAAA
Molecule: messenger RNA, 2018 nt
Organism: Lampris incognitus (smalleye Pacific opah)
Lineage: Eukaryota; Metazoa; Chordata; Actinopteri; Lampriformes; Lampridae
Product: synaptotagmin-2-like
Exons: 9
Coding region: 1-1296 (431 amino acids)
Biological process (GO): cellular response to calcium ion; regulation of calcium ion-dependent exocytosis; regulation of dopamine secretion
Cellular component (GO): axon; dense core granule; synaptic vesicle membrane
Molecular function (GO): syntaxin binding; phosphatidylserine binding; clathrin binding
Source: RefSeq, a predicted model, not a curated record